Messenger RNA from Helianthus annuus (common sunflower), 3436 nucleotides. Its product is annotated as homeobox-leucine zipper protein REVOLUTA. Bases 663 to 3203 code for a protein of 846 amino acids. Gene Ontology annotation, molecular function: DNA-binding transcription factor activity; DNA binding; lipid binding. The transcript has 18 exons. The record is from RefSeq and is a predicted model, not a curated record. Lineage: Eukaryota; Viridiplantae; Streptophyta; Magnoliopsida; Asterales; Asteraceae.
GAGGCAGCGCGCACCAGAAGCAUAUAACCCUGUCAUUUUCGAUUUCCGAGCAAACCAAAACACACCCCCCUCCCUCCCUCUCUCUCUCAUCCCUCCAUUUUCUCUCUCUAGAAACUUGUUCUUCUCCUGAACAACUGAGAAAACAUGUUUAGGGUUUCCCUUCCCCUCAUCUCUUUGCUUCCUUCUUCUUCACACCAACAAACCAAAGAAAGAGAGCCUUAGCCAGCUUACUUUCUUCCAAGUUUUCAACAAUCUUUAUCUUCAUUUUCUCAGUUUUGUUGUUUUUGUAAUUUUUUUUUUCAAUUUAUGGAAAACACAUAGUUGUGUAGAAACAGAGUGAGUGAAGCACAUCUUGCUUUUUCUUUUGAUUUUUCCAAAGAAUUUGAAAUUUGAUUUUGGGUACUCCAAAAAAAAAAAAAAAAAAAUAGCAUUGUGAAGUCAGUGAAUAUUUUGAGGAAAAAACCUUGAAGUUUUGUCUGUAUAUUAGUCAUAUAUUACUUUCCCUUUUCCAAAAUUUGGAUGUAUGAACUGAAAAUCCUCCAAAAAGCAAAGGCUUCUCCUUCUUUUCUGUGUAAUUUGUCUCUUUAAUUCCUCAUUUUUUUCCUUUACCACCUCUUCCUUAUCACAAGUCACAGUUUCUAUACUUGUUUUUUGGUAUAAAAAUGGCUAUGGUUGUUCAACAUCAACAGCAGAGAGAGACCAGCAGUAGCAGCAGCAGCAUGAAGCAACAACAACACCAACACCAGUUGGAUAAUGGGAAAUAUGUAAGAUACACUGCUGAACAGGUUGAAGCUUUAGAAAGGGUUUAUGCAGAGUGCCCUAAACCAAGUUCUUUAAAGAGGCAACAGUUGAUCAGAGAAUGCCCUAUUUUGUCCAACAUAGAACCUAAACAAAUCAAAGUCUGGUUUCAGAAUCGCAGAUGCCGAGAGAAACAGAGAAAAGAAGCUUCUAGACUCCAAAUGGUGAAUCGAAAAUUAUCCGCCAUGAACAAGUUGUUGAUGGAGGAGAAUGAUCGCCUGCAGAAACAGGUGUCUCAGCUUGUAUAUGAAAAUGGGUAUAUGCGCCAACAGUUGCACACUGCUUCAGCUGUAACCGAUGCGAGCUGUGAAUCUGCGGUUACCACCCCCCAGCAUUCUCUUCGAGAUGCUAAUAACCCAGCUGGACUCCUCUCGAUUGCGGAGGAAACUUUGACAGAGUUCCUUUCAAAGGCUACAGGAACUGCUGUUGAUUGGGUCCAGAUGCCUGGGAUGAAGCCUGGUCCGGAUUCGGUUGGUAUCUUUGCCAUUUCACAAAGUUGCAGUGGAGUGGCAGCUAGAGCCUGCGGUCUUGUAAGUUUAGAGCCCACAAAGAUUGUGGAGAUCCUUAAAGAUCGUACAUCUUGGUUUCGAGACUGCCGGAAUCUUGAAGUUUUGACGAUGUUACCUGCCGGAAACGGUGGAACUAUUGAACUUGUUUAUACGCAGGUCUAUGCUCCAACCACACUGGCUCCAGCACGGGAUUUCUGGACUCUCAGAUACACUACAAGUUUAGAAAACGGUAGUCUUGUGGUGUGUGAGAGGUCCCUUUCGGGCUCUGGUGGUGGCCCAAAUGCUGCAGCUGCGGCCCAAUUUGUAAGGGGAGAAAUGCUUCCCAGUGGCUACCUGAUUAGACCAUGUGAUGGUGGGGGGUCAAUUAUUCACAUAGUUGACCACCUUAACUUCGAGCCGUGGAGUGCUCCCGAGGUUAUUCGUCCACUUUAUGAAUCUUCUAAAGUCGUAGCACAGAAGAUGACCAUUGCGGCCUUACGUUAUAUUAGGCAAAUAGCCCAAGAGUCGAGUGGAGAAGUUGUUUAUGGACUCGGAAGACAGCCUGCGAUUUUGCGUACCUUAAGUCAACGAUUAAGCAGAGGAUUCAAUGAUGCUAUUAAUGGAUUUAAUGACGACGGGUGGUCGUUGAUGAACUGCGAUGGUGCUGAAGAUGUGAUAGUCUCCAUUAAUUCGACGAAAAAUAUCGGCAACUCGACUAAUUCAUCGAACCCCCUCUCGUUUCUUGGAGGAGUUCUUUGUGCAAAGGCCUCGAUGCUGUUUCACAAUGUACCCCCGGCUGUGUUGGUCCGGUUUCUACGAGAGCAUCGAUCAGAAUGGGCCGAUUUUAAUGUUGAUGCUUACUCAGCUGCUUCGGUAAAAGCUAGCCCAUAUGGAUAUCAAGGCACACGGCCCACGAGGUUUACAGGUAGCCAGAUCAUCAUGCCACUUGGCCAGACAAUUGAACAUGAAGAGAUGCUUGAAGUUAUUAGACUCGAAGGUCAUGCAGUUGGUCAAGAAGAUCCUUUUGUGUCGAGGGACAUUCAUCUCUUACAGUUAUGCAGCGGAAUCGAUGAGAAUGCAGUGGGAGCUUGUUCGGAACUUGUUUUUGCUCCAAUUGAUGAGAUGUUUCCAGAUGACGCGCCUCUUAUACCAUCUGGUUUCCGAAUCAUUCCUUUGGAUCCUAAAUCAGGUGACCCGAAGGAUGCGAUAGGAACAACACACCGCACCCUUGACUUGACUUCAAGUCUCGAGGUAGGCCAGUCAACAAACCACGGUCCAUCAGAUAGCAUGAGAUCGGUCUUGACCAUCGCGUUCCAGUUCCCUUUUGAGAAUAAUCUAGCUGAUAGUGUGGCAACCAUGGCUCGACAGUACGUUCGUAGUGUGAUCAACUCGGUUCAGAGGGUUGCCAUGGCUAUAUCCCCUUCUGGCUUGAGCCCGUCAGUCGCCCCUAAGCUGUCUCCUAGCUCACCUGAAGCACUCACUCUUGCUCAGUGGAUCUGCCAUAGCUACACUUACUAUCUAGGGACGGAGUUGCUAACUUCCGGUUCGGUUGUUGGUGACUCGUUAUUAAAAGAUCUUUGGCAGCAUCAAGAUGCCACUUUGUGCUGCUCUUUAAAGUCGCUUCCGGUUUUCAUUUUCGCCAACCAGGCAGGGCUCGACAUGCUGGAAACGACCCUGGUGGCGUUACAAGACAUCACACUAGACAAAAUGUUCGAUGAAGCGGGUCGGAAAGCCCUGUUUCCAGAAUUCGCAAAGAUAAUGCAGGAGGGUUAUGCGUAUUUGCCGGGUGGGAUUUGCAUGUCAACAAUGGGACGUCACAUUUCGUAUGAACAAGCGAUCGCUUGGAAGGUACUUGCUGGGGACGAGACGACGGUGCAUUGCCUUGCUUUCUCGUUCGUGAACUGGUCGUUUGUGUGAGGGUGGGUAGUUAAUGUAUGAGACAACUACGGGCGGGUAGUGUUUGGAGCUCCCGAUUUUGGUAUGUAAAAAUGUGUUAUGUUAAAUCGGUGGAGUGAUGUUCAAGUGAUGGUAUGAAUUGGAGAUUUGUUUAAUUUAAUGUGGUGUUUAGUUUGAUUUCGUAACGGUGUAUUGGGAAUGGGCUGUAAUUUGGGGUUGGACCAACUUAAUCCAUGCAUAAAUAUUAGGAUGAA